UCACCUUAACCUAGAUAAAGAAAGAAAAACAUGAAAACUAAAGGCAACAGAGAGAAAUCUCUGGAUCUUCUUACGUUUCUUUUUCGUCUGGACUCCAUUUGGUUUUUAACCACCUAUUCCAUGAUAGAGACUAGUUAACCCUAUCUCCUCUGAAUUAAUUUUAAAAUUUGCCUCAUUUACCCAGUGUUUUAGGUAAUCUAAUCUACUUUAUGUUGUCAUGAAUAAAUCUCCUCCCUCUUUGUAAAACAGAGCUGCCUUCUUAUUGGUUGGUUUCCAAUUAGUACAUUCUAAUGCUCUUCUUAUUUUUCUAACCCACAAACUCCAUUUUUUUUCAGAUACUUUCAGCUUUCCAAUACAGAAUGAGAAGUAAGGGGAUUUUACAAUGAGUGAAGAGUUUCCAGGUGAUGCAGUGCAGAUUGUGGCAAUGGCAAUCUUCUUUUCUGUCAUAUUGUUAUUUGUGGGAAUUGGGUUCUUGAUCUUAGUCCAUGUUUGGAUUGUUGGGAGGGCUUUCAGAAGAGGAGGGGUUGGUAAUGGCUCUAUGGUUGCCAUGGCCACCAGUACAGGUGGCACAGCAAGCAUGUCCAAAGAUGACCUAGAGAAGCUUCCUAGCUUUGAUUAUGUAGCCAAUUGGGACAAGCCAAGCAGCCCUGUGGAUUGUGCAGUGUGCUUGGACAGCUUCAAGAUGGGCGAGAAGUGCAGGCUGUUGCCUCUGUGCAAGCACAGUUUUCAUGCUCAGUGCGUGGAUGCAUGGCUUUUGCAGACACCCAUUUGUCCCAUUUGCAGAAGCAGGACUGCUGAGCCUGGGAAAGAAGGGCCUGUUACAGAUGCUAGCGUUCAUCGGAGGGAAAGUCAAACAACUGGAAGCAGGCAUUUGAGUGAUAUUAGAAUUGAAUUGGGGGAGAACCAGACAACAGAAAGUGGGCACCUCUCGGUCACCUGAGUGAAUAUGUUAGCAUUGCUGCAUAAGAUGAUUUCACAUGUAAUAUAUGC
Molecule: messenger RNA, 990 nt
Organism: Prunus avium (sweet cherry)
Lineage: Eukaryota; Viridiplantae; Streptophyta; Magnoliopsida; Rosales; Rosaceae
Source: RefSeq, a predicted model, not a curated record